ACGUGCGCGCAGCUGAUCAGUCUGUAUUUGCCAGGAAAAGAUGGCAGCGUCCGUGUGCCGAGUUGGGAGUACUGUGGGUAAAGCCCUCGCCAAAGCACGCAGCCCUGUGUUGCUGUCGCUCCGUCGUGGUCAGGCUACAGUGUCGUAUGCCCAGACCCUGCUGGGGGCCCCUGAGACCCGACUCACUGCCCUGGACAAUGGCCUGAGGAUUGCCUCAGAGGAUUCUGGACAUGCCACAUGCACUGUUGGCCUGUGGAUUAGCUGUGGUAGUCGCUACGAGUCAGAGAGGACCAAUGGAGCAGGGUUCUUCCUGGAGCACCUGGCUUUCAAGGGGACAAAGAAGCACCCCCAGACAGCCUUGGAGCAGCAGGUAGAGUCGAUGGGUGCUCACCUGAGUGCAUACACCUCCCGUGAGCACACUGCAUAUUACAUGAAGACCAUGGCAAAGGAUCUGCCCAAAGCGGUGGAGCUGCUGUCUGAAGUGGUGCAGAGCAGUGCCCUGAGUGAGGCUGACAUUGAGCAGCAGAGAGGCGUGGUGUUGAGAGAGCUGGAGGAGGUGGAGGGCAGUCUGCAGGACGUGUGCAUGGACCUGCUGUACGCCACGGCCUUCCAGGGCACCCCCAUGGGACAGAGCGUGCUGGGGCCCUCCAAUAACUCCAGGACCUUGACUCGCCAGGACCUGGUUGAGUACAUCAACAGCCACUACAAGGCCCCCCGCAUGGUGCUGGCUGCAGCUGGAGGGGUGAGCCACGAGGAGCUAGUUGGGCUGGCCAAACAACACUUCAGUGGAGUGUCCUUUGAGUACGAGGACGACGCCGUCCCCCUGCUGUCCCCUUGUCGGUUCACCGGCAGCGAGAUCCGUAUGCGUGACGACGCUAUGCCGCUAGCACACGUAGCCAUCGCUGUAGAGGGCCCCAAUGCCGCCAGCCCUGACAUUGUGCCUCUUAUGCUGGGCAACGCCAUCAUCGGCAGCUAUGACAUCACCUUUGGAGGAGGAAAGCACCUGAGCAGUCGACUGGCUCGUUGUGCAGUGGAGGACAAUCUGUGUCACAGCUUCCAGGCUUUCCACUCCUCAUACAGCGACACUGGCCUGAUGGGCAUCUACUUUGUGGCUGAUAAACACAACAUCGACGACAUGGUGCUCUACUCCCUGAACGCGUGGAUGAACCUGUGUACCACAGUGACGGAGAGCGACGUCGCCAGAGCCAAGAAUGCCGUCAAGGCCAGCCUAGUGGGACAGCUCAAUGGUACGACGCCCGCGUGCGAUGACAUCGGCAGGCACAUCCUGAACUACGGCCGCCGCAUCCCCCUGGCCGAGUGGGACGCGCGCAUCGACGCUGUGACGCCCAAGAUUGUGCGUGACGUCUGCUCCAAAUACAUCUACGAUAAGUGUCCCGCUGUGUCUGCUGUUGGCCCCAUUGAGCAGCUUACCGACUACAACAGAGUGCGCAGUGGCAUGUACUGGCUUCGGUUUUAAGACGUCCCACCGUGCUGCUCCUCGUGUGUGCGUUGUCAGCUCUUCUUCCCGCCUUCACUCCUUUCUCACUGCGAACAUGAAGACCUCAGAACGGCCUCAGUUUAGCAACACAGACAGCCCUCCGUUCUUGGUUCCCUCCUCCGUCUCUUCAUCGUUCCUGCCUCCCUUUCUCUCCUGCGGAGGGAGGGAGGGCCUGGGUGCAUGUGUUCGCGGUGUCUCUGUUCACUGUCAAGACAUGCUUAUUCAUCAUUUACCUCUUAGGAAAGAUUGUAAUAUACAGAUUCCUGGUGUUAUCAAGGAGCAUUUGAACAUACUUCAUUUUGGGAAGGAGGAGAGAAGGGAUCUUCUGAAUACAUUGUGAUAUACCUAGAGUUAAAUCAGGCCACUGUGUACAACCUGUCAUUGUGGAGCAGAAGUAUUUAUGAAUUGCUGUAACGUUUUGUUUCUGGCCUCUAUUGUACAUAACAGAAGCUCUCAUUCCGAUGAAUAAAAUACUGUUCAACA
Molecule: messenger RNA, 1981 nt
Organism: Hypomesus transpacificus
Lineage: Eukaryota; Metazoa; Chordata; Actinopteri; Osmeriformes; Osmeridae
Gene: uqcrc1
Product: cytochrome b-c1 complex subunit 1, mitochondrial
Exons: 13
Coding region: 41-1477 (478 amino acids)
Cellular component (GO): mitochondrion
Molecular function (GO): metal ion binding
Source: RefSeq, a predicted model, not a curated record